AUGGAAAUGAAAGAAGUUUUGGGUAGGGAAGGUCGUGAAGCAAAAAAUCUGGUGGCCUAUCAAAUAUGCGAUGAGAGACCGUUAAAUUUAUCCUCAUCAUCGUCCUUUGAAAAAUCAUUGCCACAUCGUAAACCACCAAAAUCGCCAAACGCAUUGCUGCCAUUCUCAUUGCAGACACCAAAAAAAUCUCACUCCCCAACACGACAUGCACAAAAACAAUCAACCGGACCACGUGUACGGAGUGCAUCGACCGGCAGAGACAAAAAAUCCGAACUGCAAGCCCGUUACUGGGCUCUACUUUUCGGCAAUUUACAACGAGCUGUCAAUGAAAUUUAUCAAACUGUUGAGUGCUAUGAAAAUAUUUCAUCCUGCCAAGAGGCAAUAUUAGUGUUGGAGAAUUAUGUACGAGACUUUAAAGCCUUGGGUGAAUGGUUCAAAGUCUCAUGGGAUUACGAAUCUCGACCGGUACAACAGAGACCCAAUUCGCUGGCUUGGGAAAUUCGCAAAAGUAAUCCUGUGCCACGUGUAAGAGCUAAAAGUCUUUCAAGUCCCACAGUAUCAGGCAAAUCCAGUCCAUGUCCACAUCCAUAUUCGGGCAAGAGUUCGCCAUGUCUGGAGGGUCUUUCUCCACGCAAAGGUGUCCGUGUGAAUGUCCGUGAAUUGUUUGCCUCUUCCAAACGACUCAUUAAUGAAAUUCAAAAGGACACAGAAGAUGUGCAACCACCACCAACUCCAGCCACAACUACUGCAGUCGUCGAUGUUGUGGAGGAAGAAACGGCACCCAUGAUAUUGGAAAAUCGAAGUCAUCAAUAUGCUCAAACUGAUUUGGAAGAUGAUCAUUUAACUCUGGCCGGUAUAAGGGAAAAACUGCAAAGAGAACAAGAAGAAAGGGAGGCAGAGGAAGAACGGAAGAGACAGGAGGAACUUGAAAAACAGCUACAACAGGAAGCUCAGAAAAAGUUAGAAGCGGAAACACCCAAAGAGGAACCUGCAUUUGCAAAAGAAGUUAAAAAGGAACCAUCUGCUGUGGAAAUGACCAUUAACAAAUUGGACAGCAUGGAAAAUGAGUUUCUGGCUGUAAAUACCAAAAAGGACCCCACACCUCCGGAAACUGUUUUGAAAAAGGUGUCGGAGGUGAAUGAGGAAAAAUCUUCCAAAGCGGUUGAGCUGCCGAAGAAGCCACAAACCCUUCAAACUGCAAAUACCACAGCCCAAAACAGUCCCAUGAAAUAUUCUAGUGUUUUAAAUAGACCGGCCGUGCCAUCCACCAUAGCCACCUCAUCUUCCCAAAGCAGCAGCCAGUCAACAGCAAAACCUAUAGCAAACACCAAGUCAUCAACACUUAGAGUAGCAGCUGUGAAUAAAUCUGCUAAAGCACCCACAAAUACGGUUUCUACUAAACGUUCAACAUUAGGCACUGCCCCUUCGAUGGCAUCCAGCAAACCUUCAAUGGCUGCAGCAGCUCGAUCAACUGCCAGAAAUAGUAAAUCUGCAUUACCACCACGAGCCACCAGCAAUAACAAAACUGAAGUUUAUGGCCCACCUUCAAAUGUGGCCAGUAGACUAUCAGCCCGAUCGAGAACCAUGAUUGAAAUGAACAACAACAAUAACAACACAAGUGGAGGACAACAGAAACAGCAACAAUCAUCGAAUAUGCUUAGAAGAAAUAUAUCCAAUCUCAAUAAAUCGUCUGCGUUUGGUUCUAAUAAAUCAUCCAAAGAUGAUAUUGGCAGCUCAACAUCCACACUAAAGGCAAGUAACGAGAAGAUAUCAAGACACUCAGCGCAAUCCGGUGCAACAGAUGAACGAAAAUCUGAACCCAAACAACUGCCAAGUAAUAACGAUAGCAGCAACAAUGAUGGUUGGCUAACCGUCAAAAAUCGCCGUCGUUCCAGUAUGCAUUGGUCAUCACGUUUCAAUCAGCCCACUGGUUAUGCUAGUCUUCCCACGCUGGCAUUGCUGGAUGAAAAACAAAGUGACGAUGAAGAAGAAACCAUCCCAUCGGCGAAAUCAAAACCAGAAUCGGGCAAACCUAUUACAAACGGUGUCAAUGCCAACGGCAAACACACCAAACCAUCGAAGACAGGCAAAUUGGCUGAACGUCAAAAUGCCAAAUCCACAACACAUUCCGUACGACCAGAAAUUCGAAAUGCCAAAGCCAAAGUGAAUUCAUUGCCCGCAAACCAGAAGAAGAAUGUCACGACGAAUAAUUCCAAUACGGCAGCUACCAAGAACAAUACCAUCAAUCAAUUACCCACAGUUUCGUCCGCAAGAAAUACCAAUGUUGUGAAUAUUCCGACUAGACAGACCAUCAUUAAACGGCAAAAAUCCGAUUUAACUGGUCUCAAAAUGACCUCCCUCCAUAAGGAGUAUAUGCGCAGUGAAAAGUUAGCCUUAAGGAAACAGAAUAACACUCUGAAUGGGACCACGAAAUCUUCAGAGAUACUCAAUCACCAUCCUUUGGGUUCGGGUGAUUAUUCAGAUAUUAAUUCAUCAGCUGAAACCAUUGUUGAAGCGCCCAACUCAUCAUCACCCUCUGAAAUGUUGGGUGCAGAUAUGAACUCAUCCUCUUCGGCUGAACACAACAAAAUCGAUAUUAAAAUCCAAACAAAUCGUGAUUUUUCGAAAACAAUUGGUGAUCUAUAUAAGAGUAUCUCAAAUCGUAUAGAAUUGUCUACUUCACAGAUCAGCAAUGGCCCGGGAGCAUUGUCGAGCUGCGAUGAGAACGAUGAAUGUGAUGAACAUCAACGUCUGCUCGUUGAAGAACAAGAAUCCCUCGAGAGACAAAUUCGUGAACUGGAGAGUACAGAAAUUGAUGUUGAUACGGAAACGGAUGAAACUGACUGCGAAGUUGGAAUUCUGGGUACCGAUCGGGAUGAUGAAGAAGAUCGUGAUGAUUUCAAUUUCGACACUUCUUCUGUCGUAUUUGUGCCCAUCAAUGAGGUUGACGAUGAUCCAAAUCUUAGUUUGGAAACCCGCUAUCAGGCAUUGCUGUCGGAAAUGUCUUGGGGUGAACGGGAAGAAGCUUUGGCAACAUUGCAAGCUUACGUUUCGAGACACCCAGGUCGUGCACAGGAACUACAUCAAAAAUUGUCAUCACCGUCUCGUCGCCGAUCUCUGCAGGAGACUCUGAAAAAAUACCAGGCCAAACAGGCCAGAGCUCAACAGAAACGAGAACUUCUCAAUAAGGAAAAGUCAAUUAAAAUUCAACAACUCUUGGCUCGUGUCGAAGAUGUCAAGGCAGCUAAAAGACAAUUAAUCGAAGAAAAACGUUUAAAAAUGGAGGGACGUCUCCAGAGGGCAGCUGAAAAUCGUGAGCAAUAUCUUAAGCAUAUCAAAGAGAAGGCCCACGAUGAGGAGAAGAAAUUGAAGGAGAUCAAUUUCAUUAAAAAUAUUGAAGCACAAAAUAAACGAUUAGAUCUCAUUGAGUCGUCCAAAGAAACUGAGGGUCGUUUGCAGGAUCUCGAACAGGAGAGACAAAAACGACUCGAGGAGAAGGCAGCUAAAGAGGCGGCUGUGGAGAGGCGCCGACAAGAGUUGGAGCAAGCUCGUCAACGUAAGCUGGAAAAGAUGAAUGAAUCGCGGCUGGAGCGUGAACAAAGGAUAGGAAAAAUGCAAGAACAAAAAGAAAAACAACGUCAGGCAUUGGCACGAGAAAAGGCGAGAGAUCGGGAGGAGCGUUUGUUGGCAUUGCAAGUACAUCAUCAACAAACUACCGAAGAACUACAAAGAAAGAUACUGCAGAAGCAAAAGGAAUCGGCUCGCCGGCAUGAAGAAAAUAUUGAACAUAUACGUCAACGAGCUUUGGAAUUGACCAUACCAUCGAGAAAUGUUGAAGAAAAUGGUGGACUCCUCAGAUCAGAUGUUGAUGAGAAGGUUGAGGACGGUGAUCUAUCGUCAACCGUGUCCGAUGUUGGCAGUCGCGAACAUAGUCGCGGCUAUAAGAAGAAAAUGAAGAAGUUGAAAAAUAGAAUGGCACAGGCCGCUGAGGAAUAUCUGAAAGAAUUACAACCUGUACCACUUCACAUGAAGCGAGAAUCUCAGGUGCCAAAAUAUCUUAAUUUGGUCAAUAAAGGUGGUGGUUCUCAGGGACUGGAACGUGCCCUUGGCCAUUUGUUGCGUAUAAUGGCCAAAGCUCAAGUAUUCGAUUUUCAAUGUUUCCUACUGAUGGAUGGUUUGGGGUCUAUUAUCAGUGCUGUGAUUACUCCAGGCAUGCAAGAGGACUCUGACGUCUCCAAAAAAGCUGUUGUGCUUGCUGUGCAAUUAUAUCGCAAUGCCUGUACGUUGUGCCCACAAAUUGCAAGACAUGCAUUAUUGGGCAAUUCCAUUGUUGGACUAUUUGAUGCUCUAUUCCAAAGUUUGCAGCUUCCAGAAGAGAAAUCGCCACAACAUCCUGUUGAAUUAUCCACCGAGUUAAUGCUGGCAUGCACGGUGGCCCUAUCACCAUCCUAUACGAAAAAACACACUCAAGCCAAUGUCUUGGAGCGUCUACCCGAUAUAAUAAGGAUUUUAAGAUCACAGUUGACACUCCACAAAACCCAUGUUCACAUUUGCAAUGGUUGCCUUCAACAUUUCACAGAUGAAGACAAAUAUAAUGGUCAUAAGAAAGCUUGUGGAGGUGUUGUUUGUACACUUCCGGAGAAAGACAAAGCUUUAUUGAAGUUUAAGAACUACGGAAAGAAGGAGCGUAUUGCUUUCGUCAUUUAUGCAGACGCCGAAUGCAUACUGGAAGACGUAUCGGACGAUGUUGGCGGAAAUACCAAAAAGGAAAUGAUUUCUUUAACACCCUUAGAACUAAAGCAAUUUAACGAAAGUAUGAACUGUCACAUAUGUGAGGCUCCUCUUGCUAAUGAUAAAGUAAGAGAUCAUUGUCACUUGACGGGAAGAUAUAGGGGAGCCGCACAUAACAAGUGCAACUUACAUUACAGAGUUCCUAAAUUCAUACCGAUACUUUUCCAUAAUUUGUCAUCUUAUGACUCGCAUUUGUUUAUUAAAGAGUUGGCACAGUUUGAGGGAGACAUUUUUGUAAUUGCUCAAAAUAAAGAGCAAUAUAUAUCAAUGUCCUUCAAAAUUCCCAUGAAGGAUGAUUCAGAUUCUCAACAGAAUAUACAAAGAACAGAUACUACUAACGACAAUCCAGAAAAGAAUAAGAAUAAACGUAGAACUCUUGAAUUACGCUUUUUAGACAGUUUUAGGUUUAUGCCGGCGAGCUUGGACAGCCUAGCAAAGAAUCUUCCACAAGAAGCUUUCAAGGCUGUCCGUUCCCAAUACCCCAAUGAUGAUGAUUAUAAACUAUUGACCAGAAAAGGUAUUUUUCCUUAUGAAUACCUCACAUCAUUUGGAAAGUUGACAGAACAGCAAUUACCGCCAAGAACGGCAUUCUACAAUAAUCUGACUGAUAAACUUCAUCUACCAGGUUAUCAAUUUUGUGGACCCGGUACAAAACUAAGACAACGAUUGCAAAGAGGAGAUAAAGGUGUCAAUCCCUUAGAUGCGGCCUGUAGAAUACAUGAUAUUGCCUAUUCACAAAACGAAGAUAUUGAUAAACGCCAUACUGCAGAUCGUCAACUAACAGAACGGGCUUGGGAACGAGUGAAAGCCAAAGAUAGUAGCAUUGGAGAAAAAAUAAACGCAUACCUGUGUGCCGAAAUAGGUGGCGACACCAACGGUUUCCUGAAGGAACUUCAGGGACCGUCGACGACGUUCUUUCGACA
Molecule: messenger RNA, 5714 nt
Organism: Musca vetustissima
Lineage: Eukaryota; Metazoa; Arthropoda; Insecta; Diptera; Muscidae
Product: calponin homology domain-containing protein DDB_G0272472-like
Exons: 9
Biological process (GO): phospholipid metabolic process; arachidonate secretion
Molecular function (GO): A2-type glycerophospholipase activity; nucleic acid binding; structural molecule activity
Source: RefSeq, a predicted model, not a curated record